GUUCGUAACGUUGUACAUUUGAUAAUGAACGUUAUUCGGGUUGAAAAAACUCUGGCGUCUGCGAGAGGUCGUGAAGUAGGGAGAGGACGAGGAAGAGGUCGAGGUAGAGGUCGAGAUGGAACGAUCAUCCCAAAUAAUAAUCAAAUCGUCAAAGUUUUACCAAAAUACGAUUUUACCGGAUUUCGACAACCUCUGGUUAACUUUGCUCCGUCGUCAAGUACUACAAGUACAUUCGUCACACCAAAAAACUCUCGAGCCAAAAAUGCAACGACCUCUUCGUCCUCUUUUCGAAAGAGUGCUCCACGACGACGUGGUCAAGGAUCCGGUGGUCAAAUUUCACCACACAGCGUUUCGAGCGAAGCGGAACACUGCAUUAUUCUCGCAAUCACUUCCGGUCGUGGCGAUGCACGCGGUGAAGUUGGAAUGGCAGCGGUCGAUGUGCAGUAUCCUCACAUGAUACUUUGUCAAAUAAGCGACUAUAAUACCUACAUCAAUACUUUAACAAAGAUACACGCAUUUAACCCUGUCGAGAUCAUAAUGCCGGAUACCAUGUGCGAAAGGAGUAUUUUCGGGAACAGCCUUCAUCGAGCAAUCAAGGAAAAAUUCAGUUCGAUUCCCGUAACGUCGAUCCCACGAAUCCACUUUCACGAUAAUUCAGGAAUGGAUAGAAUACAGACUCAUUGCGCGGAAGAAUAUUCUAGCGUCGAGCUCGUCGUAAAACAGAAGUACUAUGCACUGGCAGCAGCUGCGGCACUUUUCAAAUACAUUGAAUACAUUCAGCAUAUCAACUAUGCUCCAAAAUCAAUGCACAUUGAGUUUCAAGGAUUACAAAAUACGACGAUGAUAGAUAUCGAGAGUGCCCAGAGUCUGGAGUUGGUGACAUCGCAAGGCGGAAUACGGACGUUUAGUCUUUUGAAUGCACUCGAUCACUGCUCAACCCCAAUGGGGCGCCGUUUGAUUCGGGCUUCGAUACUUCAGCCACCCUGCGAGUUGGAGCUCAUAAAAAGUCGUCAGACAUGCGUCACCGAAUUCGUUUCGAAUCGACCCUUUGCUCACGUUGUUCGGCCAGUUGUGAAAAAAUUGUACGGCGCGAGUCGAUUACUGAGCUUGGCAAUGCUCACUUCUCAAGCUGACAAUGUUACGUCCGCUGAAAAAAAUCUCAACUACAUUCUACUUCUGAAAAAUAUUAUUGAUACCAUACCCGAGCUUCGUUCCGUAAUAUCGAAUGGACAGGCACUUUUUUUUCAAAAAGUUGCUACGAAUUUGCAAGAUCAUCGUUACGAGUUGAUAAAAGAAAAAAUUUUGAGCAUUGUUCAUCCGGAGGCACGGUCAGUACUGGGAUACACGUCGUCGAACAUGCAACGUUGUUUCGCCAUCCGUUCCGGGUUGAACGACAUGCUUGACCUCGCACGUCAAACUUAUUGCGAGUUGAUCGAUGAUAUGCAGAAGUUGGUAGAACAAUUAUCGCAGCGUUACAAUCUGCGAUUAUCAUUGGGCUGCAACGCAAAUCUCGGAUAUCACAUCGAAUUGGAAGUGCCACGGUCUCAGAAAAUCAAAAUAGACGAGCUUCCGGAAGAAUUGAUCGAAGUUCACCAGCAGAAAAAUAUUUUGUAUAUGACCACAGAGUACCUCAUGGUGCUGAAUCAACAUUGUCAGGAUGCGUGUGAGGAAUUGCACAUAAUGAGCAACGUUUUGCUUUACGAAACAAUGAGGGGCGUGAGGGAUCACAUCGGAUGUUUGUUUAAACUCAGCGACGACAUCGGUGAGCUUGAUUUGCUUUUAUCUUUCGCUCAAAUCAGUUCAUUGAACGGUUACGUUCUUCCAACGUUUGGAAAGCGAUUGGAACUUCGUGAAUCGAGACAUCCGAUAAUGGAUAUUUCGAGCUCUGAGAGCCCUGUACCGAACGACGUCGUGGCUACAACAUCGUACAACUUUCACACGAUAAUCGGGCCAAACAUGAGCGGAAAAUCCGUUUACCUCAAGCAAAUCGUGCUUCUGCAAAUUAUGGCACAAAUGGGUUGCUGCGUUCCAGCCAAAGAAGCCCAUUUUCGUAUCACCGAUCACAUAUUCUGCAGAAUGUGUCCACGCGAUGACAUCGAAUUGACCACCUCCGUGUUUGUUCGCGAGAUCAAAGAGUCUCAAUACAUUUUACAAUCUAUAACACCAACUUCUCUGGUCAUCCUCGACGAGCUUUGUUGCAGUACCACUUUCGAAGAAGGCACUUCGUUGGCUUGGUCGAUAUGCGAGAAACUUCUUCAUUCCUCCGCCUUUACUUUCAACGUUACUCAUUUUUAUUACCUCACGCGAUUGGCCGAGCUUAAUCACAACGUGAAAAACCAUUAUAUCGAAACUCAAAUCAUUUUGUCGCAGGCUCGUGACUCCAGAAUGAUUUACUCUCAUAAGCUGAAAUCAGGAAUCUUCGCGACGUGGAACUACGGAAUCGCCCUAGCUCGCUCGACCGGCUUGCCUCAAAGCAUCAUCUCCGAUGCGAAUGUCUAUGCUAAUGAAAUUGCGAAAAGUAUCAAGCCUUCGGAAACCGAGGAUCCUGUGGAAUCUUGGAAAAAAACGUUCUACGAUUGCCUCGCCGAAAUGAAGGAUUAUUUGGAAAAAGAUGAAUUCACCGUUCACAAUAUUGUUGAACUUUUCAAUAAAUACAAAAUUCCCAGCGUUUUGUGGCAGAUGAAAACUUCCAGAAAAGUAGAAACUACUGAAGUACGAGAAACGACGAGUUCGAUGCAAAUUCGUCCGGACCUGGUUAACGAGGAAAAAAUUGUUGAGGCUCCCAAUCUUUCAAGGAAAGUGAAUAAAUCUGCAGAGAUGCUAAUCACCGAAAAAGAAGAAAGUACGAAGUCGGGACAAUUUUGCCGAAAUGACAAUGAGGAAAGGAUCAUUGAGAAAGAAUUAUCUAAAAGAGAGUCGACCACCAGUCUAUAUUCGCAUAUUGACUUAAAAAAGCCGAAAAUCCUUCCUACAGAAAAGUUUUUCAGCACUUCACUAUCUUCAUUCGUUUCAAAGGAAAAUACAAGGAAAAACAGUCUGGUCAGCUUGAAUGAAACGCAAGAAAUUCCGAUUGAUUUCGAAGGCGGACCGUUCAAUAAUCAUUUUAAUUCUCGAAUUCCGGAUGAUAACGAACAUUAUCUUGAUACUCAAAGCGUUUCGAUUUCAAGUCCAGAUUUUAAAAAUUUGCCAGGAACGAGUCGAAAACAUGACGAAUUUUUGGCUGACAGUGAUUUUUCCCAAGCCUCCUCGAUUUCAACUUAUAUCGCAAAAUUAAAUGCGCGUCAUAAAGAAGCUGAUAUUUUCAAAGAAAUAGAGGGAAGCGAUUUUGACGAAGAAGCUUUUUUUCGUUCAAUGGAGUCGUCUGACGAUGAUUUUAUGAUUGUUGACGAUAUCAUUCAGGAUAAAGUAGGACUCCACGUGCCAUAUUUCGCGCCCCGUUUUCUCAUUGCACUGGAACGUACAAUGCGUAGCGAUAACAGCACGUUCACGCUCCACGCCAGUCCUCACCCUACGCCCGCCGGGCGCAAACUAAACUAUUACGGAAUGAAACGACACGAUGAAUUGAAAGAUGUUGUGCUAAACGACGAAAAACUUACUGCAUCAAAACUCAAGCAGCUGACCCAGCAGUUGUCAAUCAAUACUAAUUCGUCAGAACUGUUGUCCAUGCUGUGUGAAAUCGGAUCAGAAAUUCAUGGGCAAUGGUACGCUCUUUACAAGAUUACAGUUAUCUUGAAGUAUUUGUGUGAAAGAAAUCCUGUACAGUUAUUGAAUGUGUUACUGCAGUAUCAAGAUUUUCUAAAAUCAUUGAGAAACUGCACUAGCAUAAACGAUUUUGGAAAUGAUAGUGGGAUCAAUGUUCGAAUCAACACAGAACAAUUAUUGGAUUUCCUUGCACAGGAAAAUAAAUCAGGAGAUAAAGCCGAUCAUGAGGCAGUUUGGUUGCUCAACAACAAUUCCAACUCUACGAUGGAGCAAUUGCUCCAAACUCUCGACUCAAUCACGAGCAUAAACAGUGAAAAAACAUUGAAUAAAUUGAGAAGCGAUGUAGAUCAUUUGAACAAAAAUCUCCCAGGGCCUGUGACAUUUGAAAAGUACACAGGUUUGGACAAAAAUCCACAAAUCGAUGCACUGGUUUAUGGCAAGCUCGUCGAAAAGAUUGUUGAUAUUUUUGACAAUAAUUUCCCAAUGAUCGACAACAAACUGGAUCCAAUUAUUGAAAAUUUUAUUGUCGUCGCAGGUUCCACAUUCUUGAUAUUUCACGAAAUCCUCAUUACACUGACAGAUGCUUUGAAAACAUCUGAAAAUGCAAAAGUUACAAACUCUUUGGUACUUUUGUUGGAAAAGUUAAUAAAGAGCGAGUCUCUGUUUUCUUCAAUAAUUGACAUUUGCAAAAGGAACAAUCAAUCACCAAUGGAGCAUGAGGAACUGGAGAGCAAGUGGAAAAAAAUUCUUCAAUUAUUUGUUUCGUUACCAACGAGGAUAGCGAACAAACUCAAUGGAAAAGUUCCAAAUACUUUUUUGCCCGAGACUUAUGCAAAAAUCUUGUGUUUUCAUAUUGCAAAAUCUGUGCAGUUUUUCAACUCGAGUUUCGUUGAUCUCGGCACUGCGCCCGACAUUAAGCCGAUUUCAAUGCUUAUAAGCAAAGCCUUCAUAACUUUGGGCUCACGGAAAUUCGAAAUUUUGAUCGACAUUUUCUCUCAGUGGUGUUCGGACAAUUCUAAUGGCACCAAAAUUCUGAUUCAGAACAUUUUGAGCCACGUAGAUCGUUCCGCUAUGGAACCCAUCGCAGUUUUGUUCCUCAAACGAAGCGAUCCUGCUUUUGGAAUCGAACGAGCUUUUGGAAAUUUGCUAACGAUUCCUCACUGGAAUCACGUGUUCACAAUGAAAAUUCCUCUCAUGGCUCAUUAUGAGAAUGAAAAUUUAGUGUUCAAUUUAAUUGAUUAUUUAUCAAAAAAGACAGGACAGGAAAGAAUUUUACCAAAUCUCGUUAUAAAAUUAUUGGAUAUUUGGAGCGAUAGAAGCGCCUUGAAUCACACAUCAUUCGAGCAUCACGAAUAUAUCACAAAACUAAUUAUCAUCUCAGUGAAAAAGGCAAAAGAAAUUUUAACUAAAAAUGAAAAAGACGAGGUCAAAAGAUUAUUGUUUUCUGGAACUUCGGUUCAUCUAGAAUCGACUCAGAGCGAAGUGAGAGCAAUUGGAAUGAUAACAGGCGAAAUUGUUAUCGAGAUUUUGAGUGAAUCAGAGGACGAGCCAAAAUUGAAGUACGAUUACGAGGGAAUGCCUGAGAAAUCGCGGGAAAUCGUUAAAAAUCUACAAAAGCUCAAAAACGUUGAUGAUCAACAAAAGAACCCUUCAGACAAGAAGAACGCUUCCUUCACCAAUGAAGAAACGUUCCAAAAUUUGGGAGAAAAAAAAAUGUACGAGUUGGCGAUUGAUUGUGGGUUCGUGUCGACAAAGUCCAUCAAAUCGAGCGAUUUAUCGAAAAAUAUGGUGGACUCAACAACCACAAAAGAAAUUUUCGAUUCUCCCCCUAUUAAUCAGGAUUCAGAAGAGGAUUCAGACGACAAUUUGGACAGCGACGACGAGCUCGUGCCCUACGACAUGUCCAACGAUGCCCCAAUUUCCAACAAGCUUCGUCCAACGUAUUUGAGAGAUUUGAAAGAGAAUUUGUUGAACGCUCAAUCGGAGAGCGAUCCGAAUAUAUUUGCUGAAUCAAUGAGAGUCGCUGAAGAUCUGAUUUUAUCGCAAUUGCCGAACGAUGAUUCCAACUUUGCGAUCGAACUGCUCGAAAUCCUGGUGACAUUGAGAGAAAUCAGUUACAUGGAAGAUUUCGAAAUAUCAAAAUACAAAGCUUGCAUCGCUAUUGUUAUAGUAUUUCCAAAAGAAUCAGCCAAGUAUUUGUGCAACGAAUUUCACACAAAAAUCUGUCAAUAUUCGAUCAAAGAUAGAUUAUUUAUUCUCGAUAUUUUGGGCCAAGCAGCACAAAAAUUAUCAAAAAUCGAAACGAGAAAAAAUUCACCAGUUAAAACGAUAGAAUCGAGAAAACCAGUAAAGGCGAAUCUUUCCAAACGAAUUUCUCUCGCUAUCGAUACUUCCAACAGUAAAAAAUACGAAACUCUUUACGACAACGACUUCGAAGUGUUGCCGGAUCUAAAAAAACCUUCAAACUGGCAAGAAAUUGUUAGCAGAAGAAUCGAGUCGAACACACGACGUUUCGCUCAUCCCUCGAAAUUGCCUGCCACAACAAUGAACAAGUUCAACGACGUUGUAGCCUCGUUUUUUUAUCCGCUGUUGUACGGUUUCCGACGAGAGGGAACUUGCAUGUACAAAACACCAAAAACUUUUGAGGAUCAGGAAAACAUUCUUUUGGUCAAUUAUCUCAAAACUUUAUCAAAAAUCAUGAUAGCCGCAGAAAAUUGUAAUCUUGCACCAAAAAUGGGAAAAGAAAUGAUGGAACUCGCUUGGUCUUUGAGGUAUCACAAUCAAGCCAAAGUUCGACUUUGUAUCAUAGAAAAUAUCGCCUCAGUUGUGAUAACAUUGCCGAAGGAAGGGCUCACAGGGGAGAUGAUGGAAUUGAUAUUCGAAUUCCGUGCCUGGUUGUCUGACGUUUCGGCCGAUGGGGUCAGAGGUGAUCCGGAUUCUGAGUGUAGAAGCCUUGGCAAAAAUGUCGUUGCUCUCAUCGACUCCAUCUUCUAUUCGACUCUACAAGAAUUUUCUACUUAAAACGUGUAAAAUCCUAAUUUGUAAUAUUAAAAUAUGUAAAUAGAUUUUUUUUUUUUACGCGAAUAUCUGUGAUUUACUAAAUAAAAUGCUUUCAAUAA
Molecule: messenger RNA, 6821 nt
Organism: Venturia canescens
Lineage: Eukaryota; Metazoa; Arthropoda; Insecta; Hymenoptera; Ichneumonidae
Exons: 14
Coding region: 25-6723 (2232 amino acids)
Biological process (GO): reciprocal meiotic recombination; mismatch repair
Cellular component (GO): nucleus
Molecular function (GO): ATP-dependent DNA damage sensor activity; ATP binding; mismatched DNA binding
Source: RefSeq, a predicted model, not a curated record